Messenger RNA from Cryptococcus deneoformans JEC21, 1601 nucleotides. Its product is annotated as adenylate cyclase binding protein, putative. Gene Ontology annotation, molecular function: adenylate cyclase binding; actin binding. The coding region runs from base 27 to 1535 and encodes 502 amino acids. Gene Ontology annotation, biological process: cytoskeleton organization; regulation of adenylate cyclase activity. Lineage: Eukaryota; Fungi; Basidiomycota; Tremellomycetes; Tremellales; Cryptococcaceae. Gene Ontology annotation, cellular component: cytoplasm. The record is from RefSeq and is a predicted model, not a curated record. The transcript has 9 exons.
CUGCCACCGCUGCUCAUUGCUCCACCAUGGCCACAUCCCAGGGCAUACACUCGAUCAGCACAAUCCUCAAGCGCUUGGAGGCUGUCACAAGUCGUCUGGAAGACAUCGCAGUCACGCAGACAUCUCACGGCAGCUCUGUCAAGUCGCCUGCCCCCACUCCUGAUACUCCGACGGGCGUUGCUCCACCUGCGCCGGAGACUCCCAAAUCCGCAGAAAUGACUCAGCCCACUCUGUCCCCGGCCUCCAAGGUCUAUCAGGACGAAAUCGUUAACGGUGCUCUCAAUGACUUCCUCUCGAAAUCCAAGGAAGUGGGAGGCUUGGUAGCUGAACACUCGGCUCUCAUAGGCCUCCUAUGUGAAGCGCAGUUAUCUUUCCUCCAAUUUGCGUCAAAUCACGCAAAGCCCUCUGCUCCUAAUGCACUGGCGCCAUUGCUGGAACCUCAGGGAAAGGCCAUUGAAGCGGUCAUGGAGACGAAAGACAAGCUCAGUCGAUCCAAAGAAGGUCGCGAGUGGGGUGUCUGCUUUAAUGUAUUGGGAGAAGGUGUCCCCGCUUGGGGCUGGGUACAGAUGGAACCUACACCUGCCCCUUACAUUCAUGAGAUGAAGAACGCCGCUCAAUUCUGGUCCGACCGCGUGAUCAAGCAGUACAAAGAAACGAAUACAUCGGUAGUUGCCUGGGCCAAGUCAUUCAUUGCGUUGAUUGCUGCCCUUGAAUCCUAUGUUAAGGAAUGGCAUGUUACUGGUGUAGUCUGGAACCCUAAGGGUUCCCCAGCCCCCUCUUCUAUACCCAAGACAUCAACAUCUGCUCCUCCCCCACCUCCUCCACCUCCUUCUAGCUCAGCACAGGCUGCUUCUACUCCCGCUGCUUCUGGAGCUGCUGCCCUUUUGGCUGAUUUGAAUCGUGGUGGCGCCGCCACUUCUGGAUUGCGAAAGGUCGAUAGUUCCCAAAUGACACAUAAGAACCCCUCACUUCGUUCCGCCAGCAUUGUCCCUGACAAUGGAAAGAAGGGCCCGCCUCUCAAGCCCAAGCCGGGCGCGAAGCCUGCAAAGAAGCCUGCCAAGGUCGAGCUUGAAGAUGGGAAUAAAUGGAUCAUUGAAAACCAAGAGGACAAUAGGUCUAUUAAAAUUGACAACACUGAACUUCACCACACUGUUCACAUCUUUGGUUGCGUCAACUCUGUGGUUCAGAUCUCCGGCAAAAUCAACGCUGUGACCAUGGCCGGAUGUAAGAAGACCUCUGUCGUCCUAGACUCUGCCGUAUCCUCUUUCUCUAUCACUUCGUCCCCCUCAUUUGAAGUCCAGAUCAUCGGCUCCAUUCCCACCAUCCAAGUCGACACCACUGACUCCGGCCAGGUGUAUCUCUCAAAGGAUUGCAUGGAAGUGAUCGAAAUCAUUACCAGCAAGUCCAGUAGCAUCAACAUUUCUGUUCCUACCGGCGAAGAUGGCGAUUUCGUCGAAAGGCCUGUGCCUGAACAGAUGAAGUCAAGGGUAGUCGACGGAAAACUCGUCACAGAGAUUGUAGAGCACUCAGGAUAGAUAGAAGGAAGAAAGAAAGAAGGAGAGUUCGUCAAUGAAUGGUUCUGAAAUAUAAAAUGCAUGUUG